Oncorhynchus keta (chum salmon) is the source of this 1379-nucleotide messenger RNA. RefSeq names its product carcinoembryonic antigen-related cell adhesion molecule 8-like. The coding region runs from base 125 to 1138 and encodes 337 amino acids. Lineage: Eukaryota; Metazoa; Chordata; Actinopteri; Salmoniformes; Salmonidae. The transcript is spliced from 6 exons. The record is from RefSeq and is a predicted model, not a curated record.
GAGAGGAGACUGUGACUGUGGAGUAUUGACAUGUUUGGAUUUACCAAGAAGUCUGGACAGUCAUUUGGUUCAUAGGAAAGUUCACCGUUCAUUUCUGACCCGGUGUUUGAUAUGUGGUAGAACUAUGGAGUAUCCUCUAGUGUGGGUUCUCAUCCUGGUGCUGCUUAACUUCACUACAGAUGUCUCUGGCCAGGUGGUGGUUCCCUCGAUGAACCCCUUAGCUGUGGGCAGUAAUGUCACCCUGAACCUAGUUCCUCAAAGCCCCAUCAACAUAGGGACCUGGUCAUAUGAAACUACAACCAUCGUACUUUUCUAUCCUAAUGGCAGUAUUGUGAGUAAAAGUUAUCAAGGCAGAGUCUCAUUCAACCGUUCCUCCGCAGAGCUGUCCAUAAGCUCUCUCCAACUCAACGACUCAGGACGAUAUACCGUGCAGGGAAUGAAGCCAGUCCUGUAUGCUGUGGUGACCUUGUCUGUCCAGGAGCCCAUUUCAAACGUGACUCUAAGGGCCAACGCCACUGAUCUAGUGGAAUUAAACGACACUGCCAUGUUCACCUGCUCCGUCUCCUCUGGCACUUCCCUCUCCUACCACUGGCUGAAUGGCAGCUCAGAGGUCACAGCCAGUGACCGAGUUUGGCUUGGUGGUGGGAACAGCACUCUCACCAUAGUCAGUGUGACACGAUACGAUGAAGGGCCGUUCAGAUGUGAGGUCAUCAACGGAAUCAGCAACGGCACCAGCCAGCCCAUUGGCCUCAAUGUUAGAUAUGGCCCAAGUAACCUCACCAUGAUGGUAGUUCCUGAGAUGACCAUAGGACAUACAGCCUACAAGACGGGCUCUGACAUCACUCUGUCCUGCUCCGCUCAGUCCAAACCCGCUGAGUCCUACAAGUGGGGGUUAAAUGGGACGUUCCUCAAUGAGCAAAGCCCACAGCUCAGCCUGCAGAACAUCAGGGAGAACCAGACAGGAAGUUAUGCCUGCUUAGCCCACAACAAUGUCACACUCCAAGUCGCCUCCAUGACCACAAUGAUAAAGAUCGUGGAGCCGAUAUCAGCGGCCUCUCAGCCUCUCAACCUCUCAGCCUCUCAGCCAGUUCAGCUGGUUCUUCAACGGCUCCCAGAUGGCGGUUGGCUCAGUGUAUGAGACUGGCCCACUGACCUUAGCCAAUCAUGGGGAGUACACCUGUGUGGCCUUCAACAACAUCACUGGCAGAAACAGCACUGUCUCCAAGAUGCUCAUUGUUGUUGAACCAGUAACCAUGGCCAUGGUGAAAGUCAUGGGUUCCCAGCUAAUAGCAGACUACAUGUUUGCGAUGACCUGUGAGACCACAGGAACCAUUUACUCCAUUCAGUGGAUGAGGAUCGGCUGGCCUCUGUAUGCUGAC